UAUAGAGUUUUAUAAAUGGGAAACUGUUUGCUUCCUUUGCUUUGGUCCACUUUUUCGCUUGAUUACAGGGUAGCAGCAUGAAUUCUUCCGGGCAUUCCCCGGAAAAUAUGAGAUAUGUCUUUUCCCCAGGAAUUUCUUUUUUUGUUCUGUUAUUUUUAAUGCGUCUCUCUGGAAUAUUUCGCGAAUGUUUAUAUAAUUCCUCUGUAGACUAUUGUUUAUCCAUUUUCAACAAAAAAUUCUGGUAGGAUUAUCCGUUUAUCGAAAAUCAUAGCAAUCUGUUCAUUCCUUCCUUCGAAAAGAAAGGUUUGCUUUUCUGUAUUCUGUUAUUGGAUGUCAAGAGUUGGCGGAAAAGUAUUGAUAAUAAUUUGGUUGCUAUGAUAUCUCCCUUACUUGGUUCAGUUACAAUUACGUUGCUUUCAAUCAAACAUUAAAGUCAAAUUGGGAAAGAUUCCGGUUUCCUGUAGAUUCUGGUGAUGUUCAUUUGGUGAUGAAAAAAUUCUUUUGCAUAUUGGUUUAUUUGUCGCAGCAGUGUUGGGCUGAAGCGAUUGAACUUUUCUCACAUACGUACAGGUAAGUUAAUUUAACACCAAUUGCUCGAUUGCAUUUGGAAAGGAGAUGCAUGAGAAUUCAUUAAAUGUCAGAUGAAAGCAGGCUAAAAGCAGUUCUCUUUUAUUUGGAAUAAUAAUAAUAAAGCAUCGUUAUUGGUCUAAGUCAAGUGUAUUCAGGUAUGUAUCAGCUCCAGAGGUUGUGAGAGAGAAAAGUGCAUUAAGGAUGAAUGGUUUGGCCGUUCAUUUUGUGUGGACUUUAUUGUGCCGUAUUUGUGACUGCUGAUUAUUUAGUGAACAAUGAAGUGCUCUUGUUCUUUUGUUUCCCGCCAUCCGACGUUUGUGCUUUGUAAGUCGCACUCAGGCUACACUUGUUUACUUUUUCAAAGUCACCCUGCUUGGAUUUUUUCAAAAGAUGUGUCGAUUACUGUCAUUCGUGUUUUCUUUCCAUGGCCUGAUAAAUGGCUGGAUAUGCAUGGGCUCUGUAUGGUGUUUAACAUUAUCACUAAUGAUGAGUUGCGAAUGGUGAGUUGAUGUAAAACUUUUAUAACUCUCUUUACAUCUUGUGACGACGAUGUGAAGAUAGCUUUAUUCACUUCCUAGGCAUGUAUAUGUGUUUAAGUUGUUUUUGUUUGUUCAAACCAUUUCUAGUUUGAUUACAUCGUGUUUGGGUAUUUUCCAAGUUCUGCCAACUCUUGACAAAGUACAGAAAGCAGAUGAGGUGCCUAUUGUGGUUACGUUCUGUUAAUAUGGACUAAUCUAACAUAAUUAUAUAGGAAGCAGUGGUUUACUGAAAAUUAUUUGAGAGGAAGGAAAAGGUCAGUUGCUUGUUUAUGUUGUUCAGUUUUCAGAGUUGCACCGAGAGGAUGUGUGGUGUCUUUAAAUUAUUCACUUAUUUGGGGUGGUGUAGGCAUUACUGACGAUGCUUACAGACGCUCAAAUCGGACUUACGUUCGUAAGAACAUGCAACAGUGAGGUUGUUCAAAAUAUAAUUGCCGUUCAUAGGAAUUCAUUAGGCAUUGGAGCCAGUAUUUGGAUAACUGCUUAUUUAUAGAUAUGUUCCAAUGCUUUUGGAUCGAAGCUAUGUAGAUUUGAAGAAUCAGGUGAUAAAAGCGGAAAGGAAGCUGUUAAAUGCGCUCGGUUUUGUAGUACACGUCAAUCAUCCUCACAAACUUAUAUACGCAUAUCUUCAUGCACUGGGCGCUACUGGCAAUCAUGAACUCAUGCAAAAAGCGUGGAGUUAUAUGAAUGAUGGGUUACGUACAGAUAUAUUUCUUAGGUAUCGGCCGGAAACAAUUGCAUGCGCCUGCAUUCAUCUUGCAGCAAGAACUAUAGCAGAACCCCUACCGCUUCCGCGCGAACCCUUUCCUUGGUUUGAAGCAUUUGAUGCAAGUGACAGGGAUGUACAUACGAUCUCAGUUUUACUUCUGCAGGUUUAUGCUCGAAUACGGGCGCCAAACUGGACACGGUUGAAUGAUACACUGAACAAACUACGAAUUGGUCUCAGCAAUACAUUUGCAAAAGCUCAGCAAGCGGAAAGCAUAGCAAGUAAAGAAGUCGAACGAGCAAAAGCUAUUUUGGAGAAAAGACGUCGCGAAAUCGCUAGUAAAGCUGCUGAAAUGGAGCGGCAGAAUGGUGCUAGAAGUAAGACUAGGGAAGGAAGUGGGAAGGAAAAAGAAGUUCAGCGUGAUAGGGAAAAGGAAAAUGACCAUCACAAUGCUAAGCAAACAUCGUCUUCUGCCUCACGGUCACACUCAAAAUCACCGAUUGAGCCCAAAAAAUUCCGCUCUUCAAUCAUCUGUUAUCACCAUCGGGCGGAAUCGACGGAACGUGAUCGACCAUCAAAGCAUAACCAUCAUCAUUCAAGGCAUCAGAGAGAUGAAAGACGACGAGCAAGGGAAGAACGGCGGGCGGAAAAAGAUCGGCGUCAUCGAACCAGAAGUCGAGAUGGUCGGCGCAAGGUUGUUGAGAAGGACAGAGUGAACAAUCAGCGUGAGCGUGAAAAAGAUGUUUAUUUGGCUUUGGGUAAGAGAAGGCGAAGUAGUGAAAGUCCUUCGCCUGUUAAAGUCCGGCGUUAGAGACGAAUAAAUGUAUAUAAUUACGGGGAUUAUUCUGCGAUAUCGACUGAAUAAGAAACCUCAUUGUCUUCGUUUUCAGUUUUAGAAAUUGAAGCAAAAACAGGAACAAAUAUAUUUGUAGGAGUUCUAAAGAUGUUUCAGUUCAAAUAAGUCAUUCUAGUCAAGUUUUAUUCCAAGGAAAGACUAAUUUCAAUUUGCC
This is a messenger RNA of Loa loa (African eye worm), 2822 nucleotides long. RefSeq lists its product as hypothetical. Gene Ontology annotation, cellular component: nucleus. The record is from RefSeq and is a predicted model, not a curated record. The transcript is spliced from 9 exons. Gene Ontology annotation, molecular function: cyclin-dependent protein serine/threonine kinase regulator activity. Gene Ontology annotation, biological process: regulation of transcription by RNA polymerase II. NCBI's taxonomy places the organism in Eukaryota, Metazoa, Nematoda, Chromadorea, Rhabditida, Onchocercidae. Bases 1610 to 2623 code for a protein of 337 amino acids.